GAAGAGAAGGCCCAUUCGAACUACAGCUCGGUCGGUAUUAGCUCCAUCACGUAAAUCGUCUCAAAGACACGAUCUGAAUACUCAGAGAGAGAACGGCGAUUUCAAAUAUUUCUCCGGUUGUUGGACCGAGCACUACUGCGAGGAGUUCCUAAAAGGCAUUGUGCUUUGUCAUGGUGAGCUGUCGUUUCUCGAAAAUUUGAUAAAUUCUCUACCAUUGCUUCCAAUCAAGAUUUCUCCUCAGUCGAAGUGUCUGUUUGCGUAUCAGGGUCCGAGCGACAACCAGAGGGAGUUUUAUUUGCACAUGCCGCUUCUUUCUGGGAUGGUGACUUCGAUAGACCCCUUUAUACGAAAGACGAGCAACCAGAGUUACCUUCCCUGUCAGUGCGGCGUGGUCAUUUGGAACCACUUCACGUUGGUGUGCAUCGCGGAUGGACUGACGUGCAACGCUGCAUCACGCCAGGCAUGUGAGUGCGCCGUCAAGGCGGUCGUAUCCGAGUUCAGGGCCCUCAAUCUUGUCUCAAACGAGCUACGUAGAACUGUAGCCGGAAUUUUGAAGUGUUACAGCUUGGCGCACAAACGCAUUCUUGAAAAUCAAAAAAUUAUUUGGAAUGCGGGAACCACGACGUUGCUCGUUUGUGUAACAGUAGAAGUUGAGCCGUGCGAGGCCAGUGAGUUUUGCAAAUGGUGUUGCAUAAGCGUCUCAAUAGGAAAUGGUAGAGUAUAUUAUUGGAAUAGGCAAGAGGGACGUGUUCAGGAGGUGACUCGUCAUUCAGAGUAUGCCGAUCCAGGUGGCCGUAUCGGGCCGUACAUUUAUAACGGCUGUCCAGACCUGCGCAAUUUUGAGGUAUCGUACAAGUUUUGUUCUGCAGGAGAUGUCAUUUUUUUGUGUUCCAGAAACCUGUACGAGAAGUUUGAUCCCGAGUAUUUGGGAGUGAUGCCUAACGAGGUCCGAGCGCUUAAGAGCUCGGGGACGGGUGAUGCUGAUCAACUCCCCGAUAAGUGGAAAGACUUAGAUGCGAAUACUUCAUUUAGCUUGAGAAAAUUGUACGAAAUUCACGCUCUGGAAAAGAAAAUCAACGGCCUCGAGAUUGUGUCUCCGAGUCAGAUUGUAGCAGCGUUGAUGGGACAUUACAUUAAAACGCAUUAUCUAAAGGUAGACCGCUCUGCAAGUUUUGAGCCCCACACAACGACAGGCUUCAAAGAUUUUGAAUACGCUGCGUGUAUUGUCUACGCUAUCGGCCCUCCCGCAAACACCGUAACAUAAACUACCUGUAACUCUUUUUUGAUUCAGAAAGUGGCAAAGAACUGGUGAUGCCUUCUAGGCUCUUUUCAGUUCAUUUUUUUGUUAUCAUUCAAGUGUGGGUGUGUUUUUGUGCUAUCUUCGCCUACAUAUUUUUUUUAUUUCAUUUGUGCGCACAUCUUUUUUAGAAUCUUCCGCCGAAGCGCUCCGAAUGAAUGCAGUAAAUCCGAAACCAUUUUUGAAGCAGCUUACAGGAAAACCCGUGAUGGUCAAGCUGAAGUGGGGAAUGGAAUACAAGGGUUAUUUGGUAUCAAGCGACAAGUACUUCAAUCUUCAGUUGACAAAUACAGAAGAGUUUAUAGAUGGAAAUUUAACUGGUAAUAUCGGAGAAGUUCUCAUUCGCUGUAAUAAUGUGUUAUAUUUACGAUCGGCUGAGGAGCCGGCGAGCUAAAGGGUUUUUAAAGUGCCAUCCGUUGCACUGCAUAAUAAAUUAUGGGCAAAAAAAGUAGGAUGACAGGUUCAAGUAACUUUUUUUUUACAGGUUUUUUUUCCAAGGCUUUUUUUUAUCGAGGCCAUGCGUUCUGCAGCCCCCGUCAGCGUUUGCAGACAGGAACGGGCACAAGCAU
Schistocerca gregaria is the source of this 1866-nucleotide messenger RNA. RefSeq lists its product as uncharacterized. The record is from RefSeq and is a predicted model, not a curated record. Bases 302 to 1264 code for a protein of 320 amino acids. The transcript is spliced from 2 exons. Lineage: Eukaryota; Metazoa; Arthropoda; Insecta; Orthoptera; Acrididae.